This is a messenger RNA of Acomys russatus (golden spiny mouse), 2092 nucleotides long. It is a transcript of the gene Pde11a, whose product is annotated as phosphodiesterase 11A. The transcript is spliced from 17 exons. NCBI's taxonomy places the organism in Eukaryota, Metazoa, Chordata, Mammalia, Rodentia, Muridae. Gene Ontology annotation, biological process: signal transduction. The coding region runs from base 1 to 1716 and encodes 571 amino acids. Gene Ontology annotation, molecular function: protein binding; 3',5'-cyclic-nucleotide phosphodiesterase activity. The record is from RefSeq and is a predicted model, not a curated record.
AUGCAGAUGUAUCUUCCAUUCUGUGGGAUCGCCAUAGCCAAUGCUCAGCUCUUCGCUGCCUCGAGGAAGGAGUAUGAAAGAAGCAGGGCUUUGUUAGAGGUGGUCAACGACCUCUUCGAAGAGCAGACGGACCUGGAAAAGAUCGUCAAGAAAAUAAUGCAUCGGGCCCAAACUCUGUUGAAAUGUGAACGCUGUUCCGUUUUACUUCUAGAAGACAUUGAAUCACCAGUGGUGAAGUUUACCAAAUCCUUUGAACUGAUGUCCCCAAAGUGCAGUGCUGAUGCUGAGAGCAGUUUCAAAGAAAGCAUGGAAAAAUCAUCUUACUCCGACUGGCUGAUUAACAACAGCAUCGCAGAGCUGGUUGCUUCGACAGGCCUUCCAGUGAAUGUCAGCGAUGCCUACCAGGACCCGCGCUUCGACGUCGAGGCUGACCAGAUAUCUGGCUUUCACAUAAGAUCUGUUCUCUGUGUCCCUAUUUGGAACAGCAACCACCAAAUAAUUGGGGUCGCGCAAGUGCUGAACAGACUUGAUGGGAAACCAUUUGAUGAUGCAGACCAGCGGCUUUUUGAGGCUUUUGUCAUCUUUUGUGGCCUUGGUAUCAACAACACAAUUAUGUACGACCAAGUGAAGAAGUCCUGGGCCAAGCAGUCUGUGGCUCUUGAUGUGCUGUCGUACCACGCCACGUGUUCCAAGGCUGAAGUGGACAAGUUUAAGCAAAGACGGCCAGCCGUUUCGGCCAUUGGGCUCUUCCAUGACGAGCUCCACAGAGCCGGCCAUUCAGCGGCCAGGUUCGCAGCACAACUGGAUAUAGGUGCAGCAUGGGAAGGCAAAGACUUUGGCCAUGGUCUCUACUGCACUCCUCGCUUGGCCGAGGCUGCCGAUGGCUGCUCAGCCUUGAGUUUUCCCGGUCUCCCUGCCCCUGGCACUGACCUGCCAUUGUCCCCUUCUUCCCAGACUGCUGGGUUUCAAGAGAUUCUGACCGAGGUGGAAAUUUUAGCUGCGCUUGUGGGAUGCCUGUGUCACGACCUGGACCACAGGGGGACCAACAACGCCUUCCAAGCUAAGAGUGACUCAGCACUGGCCCAGCUCUACGGGACCUCAGCGACCUUAGAGCAUCACCAUUUUAACCAUGCCGUGAUGAUCCUUCAGAGUGAGGGCCACAACAUCUUUGCUAACUUGCCCUCCAAGGAAUACAGUGACCUCAUGCAGCUCCUGAAGCAGUCAAUAUUAGCCACAGACCUCACGCUGUAUUUUGAGAGGAGAACCGAGUUCUUUGAGCUUGUCACUAGAGGAGACUAUGAUUGGAGCAUCAAAAGUCAUCGUGAUGUGUUUCGAUCAAUGUUAAUGACAGCCUGUGACCUUGGAGCCGUGACCAAACCGUGGGAGAUCUCCAGACAGGUGGCUGAACUUGUAACCAGUGAGUUCUUUGAACAAGGAGAUCGGGAGAGGUCAGAACUCAAGCUCACUCCCUCUGCUAUUUUUGACCGGAACCGGAAAGACGAACUGCCUCGGCUGCAAUUGGAGUGGAUUGAUAGCAUCUGCAUGCCGCUGUAUCAGGCCUUGGUGAAGGUCAAUGCAAAACUGAAGCCGAUGCUGGAUUCGGUAGCUGCCAACCGAAGGAAGUGGGAAGAGUUGCACCAAAAAAGACUGCAGGUCUCUGCUGCCUCCCCAGCCCCUGCCAGUCUCAUGGUGGUGGCUGGGGAGGACAGGGUGUGAGCAUCCCAGAGCUGCUGCACAACCCCGUGGCCUGGUGGGUCCUCUGUGCCCAAAGGAUCUGCUUCCGCACAGACAGUCCUGAAGCUUUGACUGAACCAGGAAUCAUACCUGGCUGCAGAGAAACAGAAGGAUGAAAGACAGAGUGGGGCAGAGAACUGACCCUUGCCUUCCCAUGAUGGACCCACGCGCCAUCAGCCCCACUCGAUCCGAGUUGAGGGGACACCAUGGUAAAAGUGUCCCUAUGGCUGCUUCCUGGAUGGUGGUUUUCUGUUAUGAGCACUUCCUUUCUUUGCAGUCUCUCCUGGAGCAGGUUUUUGUCCCAGAUAGUCCCCAGAAUCCAGAUUUGCAUUCUUGAUGGUUUAUUUCUAAUCCUGCU